This is a messenger RNA of Fusarium verticillioides 7600, 234 nucleotides long. RefSeq lists its product as hypothetical. The transcript has 2 exons. Lineage: Eukaryota; Fungi; Ascomycota; Sordariomycetes; Hypocreales; Nectriaceae. The record is from RefSeq and is a predicted model, not a curated record. The coding region runs from base 1 to 234 and encodes 77 amino acids.
AUGGUUUGGAAAGACCAGAACGAAGAGUUCGUAAAGUACAUGGAGGGUAUCUUUCUCACUGCGGCACCGGACCCCGACCCGCCCGACCAAAAUGGAAGCAGUCUGGAGAGAACAGAUCAAGGGUUUCGAAACAGAAGAUCGGGAAGUCCUUCCGCUGUUCGGGUCUUCAGACAAGUCUAUGCCCAAGGAGGGGCAGGUCAUGGCCUCGAGAUGAAGCUCAACACUGAGCCUUGA